Messenger RNA from Alternaria hordeiaustralica, 786 nucleotides. RefSeq names its product Ribosome biogenesis protein (gene NSA2). Gene Ontology annotation, cellular component: preribosome, large subunit precursor; nucleolus. The record is from RefSeq and is a predicted model, not a curated record. Bases 1 to 786 code for a protein of 261 amino acids. Gene Ontology annotation, biological process: maturation of 5.8S rRNA; maturation of LSU-rRNA. NCBI's taxonomy places the organism in Eukaryota, Fungi, Ascomycota, Dothideomycetes, Pleosporales, Pleosporaceae. The transcript has 6 exons.
AUGCCUCAGAACGAAUACAUCGAGCGCUUUACGAAGCAGCACGGAAAGCGCUUCGAUCAUGACGAGCGCCAACGGAAGAAGAUUGCCCGUGAAGGGCACAAUGCCUCGAAGAAGGCGCAAAACUUCCGUGGUCUGAGGGCCAAGCUGUACGCUGAGAAGCGUCGCAAGGAGAAGAUUCAGAUGAAGCAGAAGAUCCGCGCACACGAGGAGAGGAACGUCAAAUCUAACGAAGCGCCCGAGCCAGCCACCGACGCCCUCCCCGCCUACCUCCUCGACCGUAGCAACGAGAAGAACGCCAAAGCCCUAUCCUCAGCCAUCAAGCAGAAACGUAACGAGAAGGCCGCUCGGUUCUCCGUCCCCCUACCGAAGGUCAAGGGUAUUUCUGAGGAAGAGAUGUUCUCAGUCGUUAAGACAGGAAAGAAGACCAAGAAGAAGAGCUGGAAGCGAAUGAUCACCAAACCUACAUUCGUUGGACCAGGAUUCACCCGUCGCCCCGUCAAAUACGAGCGCUUCAUCCGACCCAUGGGUCUCCGUUACAAGAAGGCCAACGUUACGCAUCCUGAGCUGAACGUCACGGUCCAAUUACCGAUUAUUUCAGUAAAGAAGAACCCCCAACAGCCCAUGUACACCCAGCUCGGUGUCCUAACCAAGGGAACAAUCAUCGAAGUAAACGUAUCUGAACUCGGUCUUGUGACCGCUGGAGGAAAGGUCGUUUGGGGUCGGUAUGCACAAAUUACCAAUAACCCCGAAAAUGACGGUUGCUUGAACGCUGUUCUGCUCGUCUAA